GCUAAGUGUAUGUUUGGUGGUUUAUUAAUCGUUUCGAUUAUUUUCUUGUCCAGCUCACUUUUAGACUUGUACUUCUAUCUUGCAAAAUGGCGGUCUUUCCUGCAUUUACCAUCAAAGUCUCGGAAACAGGGGAUUGGGGGUGUGACCGUCGAGGAUGUUUUUUUUAAUUGAAGUGAAUGUUGGACCAAACAACGUUAGCUAAAUAUUUUUUUUAAGCUUUUUCUAAAUGUGCGUUAUAUUUAACACAUUUUAUUGAGUUUUCGGGGCGCCUUUAGACCCAUUGUGCCAUUUAGAAUAACAAGUGUCCCCUCUGUCAAAACAUGCUGGUGCAGACAGAAAAUGUCAGGGGGGUAAUAACCAUGAACGAGGAAUAUGAAACAAAGUACUUCUGCAACUCAGCUGAGGAGUGGAAAGCCGAGGGGGUGGAGCAGCUGCGACUCAGCACAGUGGACCUGACCGGUGUGCCCAGUCUAGAGAACCUGCACAGAGGAGUGGAGUUUGCACUCAGUCACCGGGAAAAGGGCUCCAGUGUGUAUGUCCACUGUAAGGCUGGACGCUGUCGCAGUGCUACACUAGCUGCUGCAUACAUCAUAAGGAUACACUGCUGGAGUCCAGAGGAAGCAUGUCAGAUGUUGGCCUCUGUCCGACCACAUGUAAUAAUUCGUUCAUCACAGCUGGAGAUGCUUCGGCGGUACCAUCAGCAAGUCUGUGGCGGGGGUUCCAUUUAAGAUUGAGGCUGCCAGCAUACUUAUUGCACUUAUACAGAAACUGUAAAUUUAGCGUUGUCAAGGCGAACAAUAUGCUGCUUGAAGGGAUUUUUGACCUUGAGCUCAUUCUUUUACAUAGUUUUGUUACUCAACUGGAUCAAGUGUAUAUUGUAUAAUUCUCAAAUGUUGUAUAAUUCAAGUGUCAUCACAGCUCAUCAGAACAUGGGGUAUAUAAUAAAUUGCCAUCCCAAUCAAAGUACUGACAGGUGGGUGAAGGGGGUGUAUUUAAAAGCAUGUUUCUACAGAUUUUUUUUCUUCCUUAAUUAGGACAUUUGAUUACAAUUUCUAUGUUAAGAAAAUUAGUGAUAUUUCCGUUGGUACUAAUUUCACUGAUCGUUUGAUAGUAUUCUAUAUGGGUUGUAAAAACUUAUUGGAAAAUUAUAUUAUUAUAAAAGGAUAGUCAUUGAAACAUAACUGGAGUGAACACGGGGCCUAAUUGUCUGGAAAGCCCAGGUUGAAAUGAGCGUUUGAAUCAGGAAAGGUUACUCUCACAACCUCUACAAACCAUGUUGAAUAAAGUGAUAUGUUAACGUA
Messenger RNA from Oncorhynchus gorbuscha (pink salmon), 1301 nucleotides. It is a transcript of the gene ptpmt1, whose product is annotated as protein tyrosine phosphatase mitochondrial 1. Gene Ontology annotation, molecular function: phosphatidylinositol-4,5-bisphosphate 5-phosphatase activity; protein tyrosine/serine/threonine phosphatase activity; phosphatidylglycerophosphatase activity. NCBI's taxonomy places the organism in Eukaryota, Metazoa, Chordata, Actinopteri, Salmoniformes, Salmonidae. Gene Ontology annotation, biological process: protein dephosphorylation. The transcript is spliced from 4 exons. The record is from RefSeq and is a predicted model, not a curated record. The coding region runs from base 321 to 728 and encodes 135 amino acids.